Molecule: messenger RNA, 2267 nt
Organism: Cydia splendana
Lineage: Eukaryota; Metazoa; Arthropoda; Insecta; Lepidoptera; Tortricidae
Gene: Inx4
Product: innexin inx2-like
Exons: 4
Coding region: 166-1272 (368 amino acids)
Biological process (GO): phototransduction
Cellular component (GO): gap junction; plasma membrane
Molecular function (GO): gap junction channel activity
Source: RefSeq, a predicted model, not a curated record
UAACCACAGAGAUCUAUUUCCGGUAAACACUGAUUUUGAUUGUGGCAGGCGGACAUUGAAAAACUUUCAAGCGUAUUCAUAUUUCGCGGGUAGCUUUGUUUUUCAACGGUGGCGUAAAAGUAACAGCCCCGUUAUUUCUUACUUGUGCUUAGGAUAUAAGCCAAAAUGAUAGACCUUUUCAUGCCCUUUCGGGCAUUUCUAAAAUUGGAUAAUGUUAGUAUUGACAACAACGUGUUUCGGAUGCAUUACAAGGUGACAGUGAUUAUGCUGCUGGUCUUCACGCUGUUGGUGUCUUCGAAGCAGUUCUUCGGGGAUCCCAUCCACUGUAUGGGCGAUAGUGAUAGCGAUAAGGACGCCAUAAAUAGUUACUGCUGGAUCUAUGGGACCUUCACGUUGAAGAGUAGGUUACAAGGUAUUGAAGGCACUCACAUGACAUACAUUGGUGUGGGCACCGAGACUGGUGGGAAAGAGGACCGGAUCGAGCACACCUACUACCAGUGGGUUUGCUGUGUGCUGCUGGGUCAGUCCGUCAUGUUCUACACCCCGCGCUAUCUCUGGAAGCUCUGGGAAGGAGGGCGGCUGAAGGCGCUUGCUUCUGAUUUGGCAAGCCCAAUGGUGACCAAGGACUGGCAUGAGUACCGCCGUGGGGAGCUGGUCUCCUAUCUGUCGCACACCAACAUGUAUUCACACAACAUGUACGCCCUGCGCUAUGCCUUCUGCGAGAUACUUAACCUUCUCAAUGUGGUGGGGCAAAUGUUUCUCUUGGACAUAUUUCUGGGCGGCGCGUUCCGCAACUACGGCGCUACUGUAGCGGCCUUUACGCGCGUCCCGAAAGACCCAAGUGACCUCACCGACAUUGAUCCCAUGGACCGUUACUUCCCCAAGAUCACCAAGUGCAUUAUCCGCCGUUACGGACCCUCGGGCACUGCGGAAUUAAGAGAUCGCAUGUGUGUUCUACCUUUAAACAUUGUCAACGAGAAAAUAUUUGUCAUAAUUUGGUUUUGGUUCAUCUUUCUCGCUUUUAUCUCUACUUUGGCUGUUAUCUUCCGUGUACUGGUGCUAUCAGCUCGCCCUCUCCGCACUGUCAUGAUGAUGGGCCUCUUGAGACACGUGAAACGGAGCUCCGUCACCAGAAUUGUGAAGCGCUUUGGCUUCGGCGACUGGUUCGUCCUCUAUUUGCUGGGCAAAAAUUUAAAUCCGCAUGUCUACAAAGACUUAAUUCUAGAACUGUCCAAAGAACUGGAGCAUCGUAAUAAUUAUCCUACUAUUUAAGGUUACAUUGUAGAUCAGUCUUCAUAAGUUACUUCUAAGUAAGUAGUUAUAGUGUGUUGCUGUUGCCAAAUAUAGCAAAUUUAAUUUAUGUCUAAAGACAUUAGUGAUAGUCUAUUUUUUGUUAUAAGUUUUGCCGUAAAACUUGAAAUUUAAGAAUAAGCUAUUAGCAAACGCUCAAAAUUAUUUUGUUAUGUUUUAAUAUUAAUAGAAUAGUUCUAUGAUAAUUUAAGUGACAAACAUUUGUAUUUAUGUAAAGACUGAUCUAGAUGCAAAAUUUGAUCUCUGGAUUUCGAUUUCUGUUACCUAUUACUCAAUAGGAUGUUUAUAUAAGACUUAAUUGUUAAGUAUCAAGCUCAGUGUAUUUGUUGAUAAGUAUUUAGGUAACAUAAAUUAUUGUACUUUUUGAUAUGAAUACUAGCAUACUUGUUUAAUGUCUUAGAAUAAAAAAAGAAUCUGGGUUAUCCUGAAAGCAUAAUAUGUAAUUCUGCUAUAGAAUUAAUCAGCUCCUACACCUGACAUAAAAUUAUUAUCUCUCUCAAAAAAUUCAUAAUUAAUUAUAUUUACUUGCAGUUUUCCUUCAAUUGGUCAAGAUUUUCCUUGGCAUAGCAUUCAAUUUUGGUACCACAACUCAUCAUAAUAAUAAGUUUGUAAUUAAAUUAAAUUGACUUGAAAGCUAAAAUGAGUAUACAUAUUGUGAAAGGAAAGUGAUGUAAAAGGCUAUAUAUUUAAGUAAAGAUCUUAUGUAAUACACAAAAUUGCAGUUUGGUAGGCAAUUUGCCAGGAAAGUGCAGAUCUACAACUUUAAACUUUGUUAAACUUCAUUCCCAAUUAUUUGCUGAUUGUUCAUUAAAUUGAUCCUUAAUUGCUUUAUCUAAUCAUUUUAGAAGUUCAAAAUUUGAUUGUUUUUGUUUAUUUUACCUCAAAAUGAAAAUAUUAUUGUUAUCUCGGAAAACAUUUGUAUUUUUUACUUUCAUUACAAAAUUUGUUACAAGAAA